This is a messenger RNA of Ilex paraguariensis (yerba mate), 339 nucleotides long. The record is from the annotation of a GenBank genome assembly. NCBI's taxonomy places the organism in Eukaryota, Viridiplantae, Streptophyta, Magnoliopsida, Aquifoliales, Aquifoliaceae.
AUGCUUACUGCAAAUAAAGAAUAUCCCAAAGUUUGGUUAUAUCUACAGAAUAUACCUGACUCUCGGCUGCAACAUAUUGCACGAAUCAAGCUACUGUCUGAAGUACCCGAUACUGAAGUUGCACAAGAAUGCCAAGAUAUGAAUUGGGGAGUGUUCAAACCCCUUCUUACUGAUGCUUUAAUUGAUCAUCUACAUCCAAUCCAGGUUCGAUAUGAAGAAAUCAUAUCUGAUACAGCUUAUUUGGAUAAAGUUUUGGCAGAGGGUGCCAGAAAAGCUGCAGAUAUAGCGGAUGUUACGCUCAAUAAUGUCUACCAGGCAAUGGGAUUCUUGCAGAGAUGA